CUCCGCGCGCGGCGGCCGUGGCUGUUGGAGGGAGCGCGGCCCGGCCGCGCGGGCGGUGGCUGCGCCUGCCGGGCGGUGGAGAGGCCGCGGCCGCCAUGGGCGCCCCGGUGAGGCGGGGCUGAGCCCCCGGGACCCCUUUCCCUGCCCUGGGCCUGCCCGGGCCUCUCCCGCUCGCUGCGAGUGACUGAGCGCGGCGGCUCCCUUGGUGUGCGGGGCCUGCGCCCCGCUCCCUCCUCGGCUCCCGGCCCCUUUCCCUCCCCUCCGCGCACCGGCCCGGCGCUCUCUCGCUCUCUCUCUCUCUCUCUCUCUCUCUCCAUCGCCGGGGGUAACCGCAGCCGGGCGAGGCGCCGGCGUCUCCCCACUCGGGGGCCCCCCCCCGGGUGCUCGGGGUUUCCCUCCCCUCGUCGCCCCCCGCUCCAUCCCAGCGCCCCGUGUCGGCUCCCGGUGCUCCAUGUCGGCCCCGCUGCCCGGCUCCCCGCUGCAGGAUGGAUGCAGACGCUGACCGGGGAUCCACCCCGCCGGCCCAGCCUCCCAGCUCCGCCGCGAGGAGCCCUUGGGACCCUCCUCAGUUGCAGCUGCAACGGCAGCCGCGGCCGGGCGCGCUCCCCGCUCAGUGACCGGCCCUCCCCUCGCCUCCCGCCGCCGCCGCCUCGCCACAGCCGCGCUCCCCCGGGGCACCAUGUCGGGGAGCGCCCCGGGCAGCGGCGCCCCGGCCCCUCGCUUCCUGGUGCCCCCGCCGCCGCCGCCCAAGAACGGCUCCAGCUCGGACAGCUCCGUCGGGGAGAAGCUGGGAGCCGCCGACCACGGAGCCGCCGGUGCCGGCGGGUCGGACGGCGGGCCGGGGAACGGCGGCCGCAGUGAGGAGUACCGGCGCCGCCGCCACACCAUGGACAAGGACAGCCGGGGGGCGGCCGCCACCGAGCACCGCUUCUUCCGCCGGAGCGUGAUCUGCGACUCCAACGCCACGGCCUUGGAGCUGCCCAGCUUGCAGCCCGCAGCGUCCUCGGCCCCGGUCUCGGGAGGCAGCGCAGCUCCCUUGGUGUCCCCUCCCGAGGGUGCCGGCCCGACCCCUUCCACCGCUGUCAGCGCCGCCCAAGCCCCCUCGCUGCUGCAGCAGCCGCCGCCGCCCGCCCCGCUCCCCCUGGAAGAAGGACAGGCUGCUGAGGAGCCCCCAGCUGCCAAGGAUGCCGCCCCGCUGCUGCCCAAGGAGGAGGAGGAGGGGGACGAGGCAACUGCGCUACCCCCUACCAGUGCCGCUGGCAGCCUGUCAGCUGCCACCCGGGAAUUUGAGGAGCGGAGAGCACAGCAGGAAGAUAUCGAAGAGCUUGAGACCAAGGCGGUGGGCAUCUCCCCGGAUGGCCGCUUCCUGAAGUUUGACAUCGAGAUUGGAAGAGGCUCUUUCAAAACUGUGUAUAAAGGACUGGAUACGGAAACCACCGUGGAAGUUGCCUGGUGCGAGCUACAGGAUCGGAAGCUGUCCAAGUCAGAGCGACAACGAUUUAAAGAGGAAGCUGGGAUGCUGAAAGGGCUUCAGCAUCCCAAUAUUGUCAGGUUCUAUGAUUCCUGGGAGUCUACAGUCAAAGGAAAAAAGUGUAUUGUUCUUGUGACGGAACUAAUGACGUCUGGAACACUGAAAACGUAUUUGAAAAGAUUUAAAGUGAUGAAAAUUAAAGUACUACGAAGCUGGUGCCGUCAGAUACUGAAAGGCUUACAGUUUCUCCACACACGCACUCCUCCCAUUAUUCAUAGAGACUUAAAAUGUGACAACAUCUUCAUUACUGGCCCCACUGGAUCAGUCAAGAUUGGAGACCUCGGUCUGGCAACCCUGAAACGAGCUUCUUUUGCCAAAAGUGUGAUAGGUACCCCAGAGUUCAUGGCCCCCGAGAUGUAUGAGGAGAAAUAUGAUGAAUCCGUUGAUGUAUAUGCUUUUGGGAUGUGUAUGCUAGAGAUGGCCACGUCUGAGUAUCCUUAUUCCGAGUGCCAAAAUGCCGCGCAGAUCUACCGCCGAGUGACCAGUGGUGUCAAACCAGCCAGCUUUGAUAAAGUAGCAAUCCCUGAAGUGAAGGAGAUUAUUGAGGGAUGCAUUCGGCAAAACAAAGGUGAAAGAUAUGCUAUUAAGGACCUUUUGAAUCAUGCUUUCUUCCAAGAAGAGACUGGAGUACGGGUAGAACUAGCGGAGGAAGACGAUGGAGAAAAAAUUGCCAUUAAACUGUGGCUGCGAAUUGAAGACAUCAAAAAACUCAAGGGCAAAUAUAAAGACAAUGAGGCAAUAGAGUUUUCCUUUGAUUUGGAAAGAGAUGUCCCAGAGGAUGUAGCACAGGAAAUGGUGGAAUCUGGCUAUGUCUGUGAAGGGGAUCACAAGACGAUGGCGAAAGCUAUCAAGGACAGGGUAUCUUUGAUUAAGCGAAAGCGAGAGCAGCGUCAGUUGGUGCGAGAAGAACAGGAGAAGAUCCUUCAGGAAGAAGGUAGUCAGAAGCAGCAGCUGGAGCAACAGCAGCCAAGUGCUUCCUAUGCAGGGUCAAAGCAUCCCCAGUCUGUCACGGGUACUACUCUUGUCCCCACUGCUUCAGCAUCGGUUUCUACACAAGUGGAACCUGAAGAGCCGGAAGCUGAUCAACACCAACAACUGCAGUUCCAGCAGCCCAGUGUAUCUGUUCUUUCUGAUGGGACAGUUGACAGUGGCAUGGGGUCAUCUGUUUAUGCUGAAUCGUGUGUGGGCAGUCAGGCUGUGUCGUAUGGUUCCCAGCUUGACCAGUCAGCCUCAAACACUGCAGUCCAGGGAUACCCAGCUUCAGUUGGCCAAGUGCAAUCACAGCAGCAUGGAGGAUUUCAGCCACCUGCAGGGACACAGGUGCAAGGCCAGCCAGCCUCGAGCAGUGCAUCGGUGCCAUCCCAGCCUACCCAACACACUCAACAGAGUGCACAGCAGCCAGCCUCUUCCCAACAACCUGGACAGUACCAACUGCAGCAGCCACCAGUUUCUGCUGGCACAACUCCUGCACAAACUGUCUCUCAAACUCAAACUUCACAGAUUAUGCCAAUGCCUCAGGCAGCAGCUGGGACACAGCUUCCUGUUUCCCAGCCAGUGUCGAUCAUCCAAGGCGAGCCUCAAUUACCUGUUGCAGCACCUUCUCUCCCUCAGCCUUCAGUUGCCCCAUCAGUCCCCAUUGGCUCUCAUUUUCUACCCAUGGGACAGGCCUUGCCAACUUCUGUGGUUCCCCAGUUCCCAGUCUCUCAGUUGCCUGUAGCAGCUCCUCAUGUGACAGUGGCUCAGCCAGGUUUCCAGUCACUACCCAUUUCAAUGGCAGCUGGCAUGAAUCAGCCAUUGCUCACACUGGCAACGUCUGCUGCGGCAACUGCUGUUCCUGUAGGAUCAACCGUUGUCCCUAGCCAGCUUCCCACAGUGAUGCAGCCUGUGGCUCAGCUGCCCAGCCAGGUUCUCCCACAGCUCCUGCAGCCAGCUGUCCAGUCCGUGGGAUUGCCAGUCAGCAUUGGACAAGCUGCUGAAGCUUCACUUCCUGCUGGAGAUGCUCUUUACCAGGGUUUCCCGUCGCGGCUGCCGUCUCAGUACCCCGGGGACUCGAAUGUCACACCUUCCUCUGCUGUGGCCUCUGCCAGCAUUCCUUCUGCUGUCCUGUCCCCUCCCUUACCCACAGAUGCAAUGGCCCAGUCGGGAUAUCUCGCUCCUGUUGUGCAGCCGUACGGGGAACAGAACGUUCUCGUUUCCAUGGGCAGCAUAGGAGGACAGGUGCAAGUGCCCCAGCCUCCAGUGAGUUUAGCACAACAGGCCUCAUCUGCCUCCUCACAGCAGGCAGCUUUGGAGGGUUCUCAGGGAGUCUCACAAACUGCUCCUUCAGAGACUCUUCCAGCAACACAGCCUGCUCAAUCUACCCCUUUGGCUUCCUCUAUGGAUAGUGCACAUUCUGAUGUUGCUUCAGGAUUGAGUGAUGGCAACGAGAAUGUCCCAACUUCUAGCGGAAGGCACGAGGGGAGGACCGCGAAACGUCACAUGCGGAGGUCUGUCCGCAGUCGCUCUCGCCACGAGAAGACUGCUAGGCCAAAACUGAGAAUUCUAAAUGUUUCGAACAAAGGUGAUCGGGUAGUGGAGUGCCAGCUAGAGACACACAAUCGGAAAAUGGUUACUUUCAAAUUUGAUUUGGAUGGUGAUAACCCUGAGGAAAUAGCUUCAAUUAUGGUGCAGAAUGAGUUUAUUUUAGCAACAGAGAGAGACUCAUUUGUAGAACAGGUACGAGAGAUUAUUGAGAAAGCAGAUGAAAUGCUAAGUGAGGAUGCAAGCGUGGAGCCAGAAGGUGAUCAGGGUUUGGAGAGCAUGCAGACAAAAGAUGAUGGCUUCUUUCCAGGGUCGCAGAAAUUAGAGUUCAAACAGCCAGAUCCUACAUCUUCCAUGCCACAAAGAAUAGGGGUCCCUUCUAGCUCCUUUACCCAGGUUGUCCAUUCUGCGGGAAGACGGUUUAUUGUCAGCCCUGUCCCUGAGAGUCGGUUAAAAGAACAGGGCUUUUUCACCUCUGCUGUUUCUGGAGGAAGCGAAACUUCAGAUAUGGUUGCUGCAUCUCCAGUACACGGGCCUGGAAUGAAUCUCUCCCACUCAGCGUCAUCACUGAGCUUGCAGCAAGCUUUCUCUGAGAUGGGGCAUGCUCAGAUGACAGAGGGACCUAGUACAGCUCCUCCAGUGUUCAACCAAACAGUACCACCGUUUCCACCUGCACUUUCUAGCAUGGCGGGCAGUGGUGCAACUCCUGCAUCUGUCGCUGCUUCUUCAAUAUCUGUUUCCUCCAGCACUGGUGUUUCUCUUCCAGAAUCUGUUACUUUGCCUUCGGAAAAUGCAGCUGUUGGAGCUGCACCAAGCACAAGUGUGCCAAGCUCUGUUUCUCCACCUCCAGCCUCACAAUCUGGACAGCAAUCGACUGGUGUCACUUCCAGUGUGAGCGCCCCUGCUUCUUUCUCCUUAUCUACCACAUCCCAGCCUGCUCAACCAGUAUCUGGAGAUAUUGCCCCCAGUAUCAGCACACCAUCGUCCUUGGCACUGCCAUCUACCCAGGUUCCUGGUGUCACUGGUCUUGGUGUCGUUGCACCGACUGUGACAUCUCAGUCUACUCCUCAGAUAGUAAGUAGUAUGGCAGGACCACAGACAUCCGUUGCCCUGUCUCUGGCUCAGAACGUGGCUUUGCAGCUUCCUCACCUUAGUAGCAGUGGCUCUGUGUGCAGUCUGGCAGAAACAACAGUUGUAAGCGCUCCACAGUCACUACCUGAGAGUGGGCAGUCUCUGGCUACAUCGCAUCCCUGCAGUGCAGCUGGCUUGUCUCUUCCGAUCUCUGCACCUUUGUCAUCCUCAGUAGCAUCAAGCAUAUGUGGUUCAGUCGCUCAACCAGUGAUACAUCCCUUACUCGGCCCGUCAGGAAUUACAUCAACACCUGUCCUGCCCCAGAUUUCAGGUGCAACACCCAUGUUGCCCCAGGUUCCCUUGCCUGGUGUCUUGCCGCAACCAGUCACUAACUUGCCUGCCGUUCAGCAGACUUUGAUACACAGCCAGCCUCAACCAGCUCCGUUACCCAACCAGCCUCACGUUCACUGUCUGGAGGCUGAUGCUGAUGCUCAGUCUAAAGCUCCUGGUAUUGAUGACAUAAAGACCCUGGAAGAAAAGCUACGGUCUCUCUUCAGCGAGCAUGGUAAUGUGGGAACAGUGCAUCCGUCAGUAUCUCUGGAGACAUCGCUGGUGAUGGAAACGACAGUUGUUCCUGGGAUACCAACCACUGCUGUUGCACCAACUAAACCCCUGACAUCCAUUAGCACUUGUAUACCUCCAAGCAGUUUGCCUCUUGGACCAACUGGCUUGCCAGUGCUGACUCCAGCUGCCACUCCCGGGCAAGGGAUCACCCCAGUGAGCUACAUUUCGGCGCCGAGCAGCAUUGUGACAGCAGUAGUGAAACCAGGGACCUCUCCUUCCAAGCCCCCCCUUAGCAGGGUACCGGUGCUACCAGUAGGUUCUGAACUUCCAGCUGGCACUCCAUCCAGUGAGCCGCUGCCACCUUUUCCAGGACCUUCACUAACUCAGUCCCAGCAGCCACUGGAAGAUCUGGAUGCUCAGCUGAGAAGAACCCUUAGUCCAGAGACCGUUCCAGUGACAUCUGCUCCUGCCUGUUCUGUGCCCUCAGUAGCAUCUACGACGGUUACCGGGCUGGUGUCCACAGCAGCACAGUCUCUGAAGGAUGCUUCAGCAUCAGGUGACGGAGAGAGCAGUGCUGUGGCUACCACAGCAGGAGCCAGUGUCCUGAAGAUGGGGCGGUUUCAGGUAUCCGUGGCAGUGGAUGAUGCGCUAAAAGAGGGCGACAAACCUGAAACUAAGCCAGUGCAAUUUGAAACCACCUCCAGUGAUUCUUCAUGUCUUUCUGGCAGUAGCCCAGAGAGUACACUGGUAAAACAGGCUGGCAGUCGGAAAAGUGGGGCUGUUGCUGGUGCUUCCUUGGAUGUGGUGGAUGGCAUUCCUCAGACAGAUCCCGAGCUGCAAUUACCGGUAGAUGUUGGUCAGGCCACUAAGGUCGGGCGCUUUCAGGUGACAACAACAACGGAUCAAGUUGGGCGCUUCUCAGUGUCAAAGACUCAGGAUGAGGUCAGCUGUGCAGAGAAAGAGCCAAUGACUCUUCCUCUCUCUGUGGGCUUGGAACAAGUUGCUUCUUCAGCUGCAGCUCCGAAGAAAGAGUUGGAGUCGAGGCAGUCCCCACACAUGAAUGGUCCAUCCUCUGAUCCGGAGGCCGCCUUCUUAAGUGGGAUGGCUAAGGAUUUGGAUGAUGGCUCAGGGAGCCCAGACUCUCUCCAGCACCUGGGAUCAAAGAUCAACCUCCCUGUUCAGAGCCUUAGCAACUCAUUCAACUCUUCCUACAUGAGCAGUGACAACGAGUCAGAUAUUGAAGAUGAAGACUUGAAAUUGGAACUCCGUCGGUUACGGGAGAAGCACCUUAAAGAGAUCCAGGAGCUACAGAGUCGCCAGAAGCAGGAGAUUGAGUCACUGUAUAUGAAACUGGGAAAGGCCCCACCUGCAGUAAUUAUUCCCCCAGCUGCACCCCUUUCAGGAAGAAGGAGACGACCUACUAAAGGAAAAAGCAGCAAGUCCAGUCGUAGCAGCUCCCAGGGACAUAAAAGCCCUCAGCUAUCAGGCAAUCUGUCAGCUCAAAGUGCACCAUCAGUCUUGCCCCCUCAGCAGACCCUUCAUCCUCCCGGCAGUGUGCCAGAGAUUGGGCAGAACCAUUUGUUACAGCCCCUCAAACCUUCACCUUCUAGUGAAAAUCUCUACUCUGCCUUCACCAGUGAUGGUGCCCUGUCGGUACCGAGCCUUUCGGCACCGGGCCAAGGCUGUGCGAAGUUUAACUGUGCAUCUGAGAGAGUGACGUUCAAGCCUGGUGGCAGGAGGACCCGAUUUCUGAGUACGCCCUGCUUGGCUCUUUGGAAGAUGGUGAAAAAAGUCUGUCCUUGCAACCAGCUCUGUAGGACCAGCAGCACUAACACGGUCGGGGCUGCAGUGAACAGCCAAGCCCCCCAGACCCAGCCCACUGCUAUCGCCUCGAGCCGGAAAGGGACUUUCACAGAUGACCUGCACAAGCUGGUCGAUAACUGGGCCCGGGAUGCCAUGAACCUGUCUGGCAAGAAAGUUGGCAAAGGGCAUAGUAGUUAUGAGGCCCCUGGAAUGGCAAGAAAAUUCUCGGCACCAGGUCAGCUCUGUAUCUCUAUGACAUCUUCCCUGGGUGCUACGCCCAUCCCUGCAGCAUCAGCUACCUCUUUAGGUCCCUUCACAAAGCCUAUAUGCCCUCCGCAGCCGUACGGUUAUCCAGCAGCGUCUUUCCCCCCUCCGUGGAGUGGGACGGGCGGGCCAGCACAGCCACCGCUGGGCCAGUUCCAGCCCGUAGGUGCCGCCUCUUUGCAAAGCUUCAACAUCAGCAGCUUGCAGAAGUCGGUCAGCAACCCUCCCGGCUCCAACCUGCGGACCACUUAGCCCUGCUCGGAGACCACGCUGGCGAGACCUCGGGACAGGACGUGGGGAGGGAAAUGGGGCCCUGUAUCAACUACUAGUGCUGCAAUGAACUGGUAGCUUGCCAGACUGGGAAUGAAUUGAUCUUUUCCAACCAUUGCUGUCAACUCUCUGUAAAGGGGGUUUCCCCACACACUUGGAAGGGGGAGGAGGAUGAUCAGCAUCCUUGUGAUGGGACAGUGCUUUUCACCAAGGGGGUCCUGCUCUUGUGUGGAACGAGAGCUGUGAAGAGGAGUCAUGGGGUCAGUUAAUACAGUCUUGCUGUAAAUUUUUUCUCUGGUUUGAAGCUGAAUCCACAUGUGUUGAGGUGGGAGAGCUGAACCCUAGCAUGAGGCUUUAGCAUGCUUCUCGCCUCUCCCUGAAGAACCAAGAUCAGGAAAAAAGCUGUCCAAAUUCCCCUCCUCUCCCUCUCCCCGGUCAAUCAUAUCUGGCUCUGAAAAGAUGGGGCACACAAAUGGACUUGCAGUGCAGCCCGUGCUUGAUAGGUCAUUACUGCUUUAAGUAAGAUAUUAACAGCUUUGACUGCAGCAUUAGAGCAAUUUAAAUUGUUAAAAAAAAAAAUUUAAAAGUUCCCUGCGGACAUGUACUUACCAUCAGUUUUGAUGUGGAAACACUGUGAUAUAUAAAUGUUGUUGGACAACAGUAGUUUAAAAAUGAGUGGAAUAUAGAGGGUUAAAAAGUUAAAAAGAAAAAAUGGGAAAAAAAGCUAGCUAUAUCCUUAUACUUAUUGGAGACACUUUAACUUUUUCCUUUGUAUUUUCAUUGUAUUAGAUAAAUAAAUGUGAAUGUAAAAUUGUAUAAAUUAAUGUACUUGAAUACUUGUCUGUUCUCCCAGUAUGCUUGCUGGAUAUUUUAGUGCCUUGGACUUCUAUUGCUUCUGCAGUUUAGCGUCGUCUUCCCAGCAGACCCCAGGUGGGCAGAGGGCAUGUUCAGUGAGGGGUGGCUUUGUUUGUACCCAGCGCCCGGGACGCUCCGUGUCCCGGUGCCGCUCGGAGUAGGUGUGUGGAGGGGGAAGUCAUUGAGGCCGCGGGUUGGAACAACGUUCUGUGUGUCGGGGAAGCUUGUCCAGGUGGGCAGAUCUGAAGUUGCUGGUGUGACAGGGGCCAGGUGGGGGAGGGACGGAGGGUUGCGGGUGAAGCUAAAACGAGACUAACCAAUAUUGUCUAUGGAGGCAGGAGGUCUGGAUCAGAAGCGGAGAGAGGAUGGGGAGAACGUGUAUCUUUGGGAAAGGCCCAACUUAAGAUGCAGUUUGACUCCACCUGCGAAGUGGUAAAGAUGUUUGGUCAGGAUGUGGAUUGAGGGAGAGGUGCCAUUGCUCAUUGGGCUUGUCUGCUGGGAUUGCUUUUCUUACCUUUUUUUUUUCCUUUAUUUUCUCUUUUUUUUUUUUUUUUUGUUUUUUUUUUUUUUUUUUUGUUUUUUUGUAAAAUUCAUUUAAGCCAGGAACAGACUGUCCUGGUGCAACGUCCAUUGCCGGCAAUGGAUGUACUUGAAACAGCCGGCAUCAAGAAGUUUCCUCUGUCUGUCUUGGAGGAUUUACAAUUUUGUUCACUCUUAACAAAUUUCAAGCUGGUACCAGGACUGUCACUAUCUGUCACCUCUUAGUACCUAUACUGUAUCUUCUGCUUUGGUCAUUCUCCCUUUAUAUAUUUAAGAAAUACUGGUUUCCUCUUCAAACUCAAAAUAAUACCAGCCAGUAUUUAUGUAGUGCUGCAAAAAGCUGUGAAGGAUGAGAGUUCUGCUUCCCAGUGCUUGGGAGCAGCUCACCAGUAUCCUGGAAGCUGGUGCUGCACCACCAGGGAUGUUACUUGCCCACAUUGUUUUCUAGGAGCACUGUUCCCCUUCCCUGGAGCCUUAUUAGGGAGUUUUUGUGUCUGUGGAUGUUCUCACUUUUACAAAGAAAUGUGCGAGGUCCGUUCCAUUCCUGUCGCUUGUUUUACAGCAGUUCUGGCAGCAGGGCCAGGCUGGAGAGGAGCCGCUCUGGGCCCUGAGGCCGGUUGGUUCUGUGUAGCAGGUGCAGGCUGGAGCUGCAGGGGGAGAGAGAGGAGGCUCGAGGGGUGUGUUGGAAGGGGGGAGAGCAGGGUUCCAGUGGCCAAGGCAGAACGGGAACGCUGCUCCUCCAUCUGCAGGGAUGGAUGCAGAGGAGUCUCUUGGGCAUGGCCAGUGCAAACGGGAGCGGUGACAAACCUGAGGCAGUAAUGAGACAAGGGGAAUAUUCAUGGCGGAGGAACUGGUCAGCUGGAUGCAGCACGUGGUUAUUUAAAUUUGAUCUAAUAAGUUUUGAGGUCGUUUUUUCACUUAAUGUUAUGCAAGAACUGGUUUUAUUUACCAUUGAUUUUUUUUUUUUUUUCCCCCCCCUCCCUCCCUCUCCUCCUGUGGAUGAAUAACUGAAGUCUAGAGGAAUAAACUAAUGCUACUGAACUGUUAAAUUAUUUUGUUUAAUAUUACACUUUGAGUAUCUUUUUCCACAUAAAAUCUGUUUCUGAAUUACAAGCGUUUUCUUUACAUUAUUUAACAAUGUACACUGUAAAAAAUAAAAAUAAAAAAAAAUAAAAUGAAUUGAAACUUGGGGCUUC
Molecule: messenger RNA, 10614 nt
Organism: Chiroxiphia lanceolata (lance-tailed manakin)
Lineage: Eukaryota; Metazoa; Chordata; Aves; Passeriformes; Pipridae
Gene: WNK1
Product: WNK lysine deficient protein kinase 1
Exons: 30
Coding region: 680-8005 (2441 amino acids)
Biological process (GO): intracellular signal transduction; positive regulation of sodium ion transmembrane transporter activity; protein phosphorylation
Cellular component (GO): cytosol; cytoplasm
Molecular function (GO): chloride channel inhibitor activity; ATP binding; potassium channel inhibitor activity
Source: RefSeq, a predicted model, not a curated record